Molecule: messenger RNA, 7853 nt
Organism: Silurus meridionalis
Lineage: Eukaryota; Metazoa; Chordata; Actinopteri; Siluriformes; Siluridae
Gene: grin2da
Product: glutamate receptor, ionotropic, N-methyl D-aspartate 2D, a
Biological process (GO): excitatory postsynaptic potential; monoatomic ion transport; synaptic transmission, glutamatergic
Cellular component (GO): postsynaptic density membrane; plasma membrane; postsynaptic membrane
Molecular function (GO): NMDA glutamate receptor activity; transmitter-gated monoatomic ion channel activity involved in regulation of postsynaptic membrane potential
Source: RefSeq, a predicted model, not a curated record
ACAAGUCUGAGUCUCUAACUCCAGUCCCUGUCUCUGGCCUCUGGAGUGGAGUGAUAUGUUAUCAACCUGAACCAGACCUCACCAUAUAACACACCACAUCAUGGUGGUGCAGCCUGCUAUCUCACUCCUAUUGGCUGUGCUGGCGUGCAGCGGGCCGGCUUGGUCGUCCCCGCCGCUACUGCUCCGCCCCCGGGAGCGAGAGAGGGACUCGGGCGGGGCUUCGGGAGGAGUCAACAUUGCCGUGGUCCACUCGGGCUCCUCCCACCUCCCGGAGACGAGUGUAGGGGUAGGGGGCACCUUGGCGGCAGGUGCAGGUACAGCAGCAGGAACAGGAGUGGGCACAGGCUGGCCAGGGCAGGUGGGUGAGAGUGUGAUGACACCAUGGGGCCCAGCAAAUGUCAUCUGGCUGGCAGUAAACGAGAGCAGCCCAGGAAGCCUCUUGCUACAGCUGUGCGAGCUGCUGGCCAGCACACCACUGCAAGGCCUAGUGUUCGAACAAGAAAAGCCGCCACCGCCUGAGCGUGCCCCGCUGGCACCUGUGCUUGAGUUUGUCUCAGCACAAACUGGUGUGCCCAUCAUGGCUGUGGGAGGUGGAGCUGGGCUGGGCAGAGAGACACAGGAGAGUGGCUCAGUCUACCUGCAGUUCGCAUGUUCCACUGCACUACAGCUCGAGGUCGUCUUUGAAGUACUGGAGGAGUUCGACUGGACAUCGUUCUCAGUAGUCACCACUCGCCAACAUGGUUACGAGGACUUCCUGGACAUGGUGGAGGGUAUCACCGAUGGCUCGUUUAUUGGCUGGGAGAGAAAGAGCUCGGUGAUGCUUAACCUUACAGAUGAUCCUGGAGGGGCAAGAACUCGCAGGCUGCUAAAAGAGAAUGAGGCUCAGGUCCGGCUCCUGUACUGCUCACAUGAAGAAGCGGAGCAGAUUUUCAAGGCAGCAUGGCUCUCAGGCCAGGCUACCCCAUCACACAUGUGGUUUGCUGUGGGCCCAGCCCUUUCCGGACUUGGAGUGGAAGGCCUGCCUAAGGCGUUGUUUACUGUGCGGCCUCAGGGAUGGCGAGAUGAGCCACGCCGUCGCAUUGCUAAAGGAGUUUCUGUUCUAACGCACGGGGCCAUGGCACUAAGAAGGGAGUAUGGUGGAGCUAGGGGGACAGGCUUUGCCGGAAACUGCAUGACUGAUGGAAACCAGACACAAAGGAUACCUGACAGAAUAAGGUACUUCAGUAACAUCACUCUGUCGGGACGAGACUACUCCUUUAAUGAUGAUGGCUAUUUAGCCAAUCCACUGGUGGAUGUAAUCUCCUACACUGCAGGUCGUGGCUGGGAGGAGGUGGGCUGGUGGGAGAAUGGCGUGCUGCGUCUGCGAUACCCGCCCUGGUCACGUUACGGCCCGUUCCUCAAACCGCUCGAUGACAGUCAACACCUGCGGGUAGUCACUUUGGAGGAGAGGCCCUUUGUCAUUGUGGAGCCAGCUGACCCUGGAACUGGCUCGUGCAUCCGGGACUCUGUGCCGUGCCGUCUACCCCUUAACACCAGCGUGGUGUUGGAAGGCAUACAUUCCAUGAAGCAUUGCUGCAAAGGUUUCUGCAUUGAUAUCCUCAAGCGACUGGCCAAAAUUGUAGGUUUCACAUAUGAUCUCUACCUGGUGACUAAUGGAAGGCAUGGGAAGAACAUAGAUGGAGAAUGGAACGGGAUGGUUGGGGAGGUGGUGUCCAAACGAGCAGACAUGGCAAUCGGCUCACUAACUAUCAAUGAAGAGAGGUCAGAAGUUGUUGAAUUCUCGGUUCCCUUUGUGGAGACUGGCAUCAGCGUUAUGGUCUCUCGGAGCAACGGCACCGUCUCUCCAUCUGCUUUCCUGGAGCCUUACAGUCCUGCAGUAUGGGUGAUGAUGUUCGUCAUGUGCCUGUCUGUGGUGGCCGUAACCGUUUUUAUCUUUGAGUUUUUCAGCCCUGUUGGAUACAACCGAAGUCUACAAAGUGGAAAGAUGGCAGGAGGAUCUAAGUUUACCAUAGGAAAAUCCGUGUGGCUGCUGUGGGCUCUGGUCUUUAAUAACUCAGUUCCUGUAGAAAACCCGAGAGGAACCACAAGUAAGAUCAUGGUGCUGGUUUGGGCUUUCUUCGCUGUUAUCUUUUUGGCAAGCUACACUGCUAACCUGGCUGCCUUCAUGAUCCAAGAGGAGUACAUAGACACAGUGUCUGGCCUCAGUGACAAAAAGUUCCAGCAACCCACCGAGCAGUACCCUCCUCUUCGCUUUGGCACAGUCCCAAAUGGCAGCACGGAGGAGAAUAUUCGCAGCAACUACCCUAACAUGCAUCAGUUUAUGGUGCGCAACAACCAGAGAGGAGUUGAGGAGGCCAUAGACAACCUCAAGACUGGCAAACUGGAUGCUUUUAUCUACGACGCGGCUGUGUUAAACUACAUGGCACGGAAAGAUGAGGGUUGUAAAGUGAUGACAAUUGGUUCAGGAAAGGUGUUUGCCACUACAGGAUAUGGCAUCGCUCUGCACAAGAACUCACGCUGGAAGCGACCUCUAGACCUUGCUUUGCUGCAACUGGUGGGAGAUGAUGAAGUUGACAUGCUGGAGCGCCUUUGGCUCUCUGGAAUUUGUCAUAAUGAUAAAAUUGAAGUGAUGAGUUCCAAACUGGACAUAGAUAACAUGGCAGGAGUGUUCUACAUGCUACUGGUUGCAAUGGGUUUAAGCCUUUUGGUCUUUGCCUGGGAACACCUGGUAUACUGGAAGCUCCGCCAUUGCUUGGGUCGUUCAAAAGGACUGGACUUCCUGCUGGCUUUUAGUCGGGGAAUGUACAGCUGCUGCAAUUUUGAAGAUGAAACAACCACUGUAGGUAACCAAACGGCACUUCCACAAUACCAUCCCAUCUCCACCAUGCCUCCGCCUGCUCCGCCUCACAUGGUCAGUGCAAAUGUUACCAACUCUUCCAUCGCAAUGGCACAACAGCAACAGCAGCAAAAGCUUCACCAGCAACAGCAACAGCCAGUGUACAAUUCCCUUCUUCCUGGAUCUCUACCAACAGCUGGGCAUUCAGGCAUGGCUCUUGGGCCUUCGAACAGCCCGAUACUUGGGGCACCUAUGCCAUGCUCCACAUUUUUACCUCGUCACGAUCGACGACUAGCUGUGGUGGAUAGGUGGGCACGUCCAAAAGCAGGUCCUGAAAAGACAAGUGCCAUUAACAGUGGAAUCACAGAUGUUGCACAAUUCUCACAGGUCCUGCUUCCACAGUGGGCUGCAGUGAGUGGAGGAGAGGGAGGUCUGGAUGAAUAUAAAAGAUACUAUGGCCCAAUUGAUCCAGAGGGAUUGGGGGUCUCUGGAGACCCACAAAGUGUAGUUUCCCAAACUCCAAAAACCACACAUCAAACUAAGCCUUUGGGGAACCCACGGUUGCCACAAAAAAAACAACCCUCUGGACAUUUACCCAUAAGCCCAGCUUUGCCUCAUGCAUCUCCACCACAGCAGUCUAUCUGGAGGAGAAGCAGUGUUACGAAAAGAAAAGGCUCUGGGGGACCCCUAUAUGAAAACAUCCUUCCUUUAGGACGGAGAGGUGGGGGCAGGUAUGGAGGGAGGGAUGGAGCAGGGAGAGGUCGUCGUCCUCCUCCUUUGCCUCUUCCUAUGCCUCUUCCCUUCUCUUCUCCUAACCAAAUUCCUCUUUCACCCUCACCUACUGUGCACUACAUUUCCACCUCCUCUAGCACAUCCAGCUCCUCCUCCACAUCCUCUUCUGUAUCAGUCUCACGAUCUAAUUCCCCUUCCUACUCCACUUCUUCGUACUCAUCACAAAGUUUCAAAUACAGGGCAGGUGAAAGAGAGGCCUAUGAUGAGUUUGACACAGAUGAGCUUACAGAGGAGUCAAGCCUUCUUUUGGGUAGGAGAAAAAGUCGUUCACACAUGUCAUCUCGGUCCCUGCCCUGCAGUCCACCUCCUCCUAUACCACCACGUAAACCUUGCACACAGAAGCCACAAAUGAGGGACAGUGCCGCUAGCCAGCUGGCACAACUCCAGGAGUGGUGGGCUUCAUGGGGGGAAAAAGAGAGAGCUAGAAGAACAGGUGGUGGGAGAGGUAAGGAAAAAGAAGAGAAACGGUAUUAUAAAGAGAGAGAAAGGGAGAGAAGGAGGAGAAAGAAGAGUCGAAAGAAAAAGAAGAGGGGAGAGCGUGAAAGAGAGCGAGAGCACAAAAGACAUAAAGUAAAAAAGAAAAAAAAAAAGGACGGGAAAACCAGGAAAAGGGAGAAGGAAAAGCGGCCAGGUCAAGAAGAAGGUGAACUUGAUGGUAAAGAGGUAUUUGAAAAGGGGAUGGAACAGAAUCUGCCGACCUACCCUGAACUCAGGCGUAGCUCUUUCCAAAAGAAGAGUGAAAGCUCUAUACGGAGUUAUGACUGGGACAUAAAAAGAGAGGGAGGGAGGCGAGAGAGUGAUAAUCAAGAAGGUGGUGAUGAAGAAGGGGCUAGGAGAAAAGAAAAGCACCACAGGAACCCUCAGUCCUAUCACCAUUCAAGGCCAAAGUCUAACAGUAAGCGCUAUCCCACUUCAAGUAAAAGCUCAACAUCAGUUAAAUUUUGGGGGAAUACACAUUCUGAAACUCCAUCUUCUUUUCUUCCUCUUUUUCCUCUUAACUAUAAAAGAACACAGUCUUUUGGGUCUGAAAGAGAGGAACAUGCAAAAGGAGGUGAAAUUCGUCCCCUUUUAGGUAAGAACGGAAGAGGUAAGACCUACUCCAGAGAAGGCUUGUCAUUUCAUGAAUGGGAUUCAGAAGAGGAGGAUGGGGAAGAAUCAGAAGAGCGAGACAGAAAUGAGGAACGAAGAAGAAGAAGACGAGAGAGCAGAGUAAUAGAAUCCGAAUCUGAAAGGGAAAGGGACAAAACUGUUGAGAUCUAUACAGAUGAUGAGGGCUCUUCAGGUGAAUUUGGCAAGUUUGAGAGAUACUGGGAAGGGCAUGAAGGAAGGGCCGUUGGAGGCAUUGGAGGUGGAGGCUGGUUUUUUGGCACCUAUCCUUCUAGGGAGAGAGCGGGCAGUAUAAACAGUAGAGACAACCUUUUUAUAGGAGGUAGAGAAAGUAGCUGUGGCUUUGGGGGAGGCUCAAGAUGGGGGUCUGGAGGUUUAGGAUCAAAUCAAUGGCCACCAACACCUUUGACUCCUCCACCACCUCGGAGAUAUUGGUCUGUGGACAAAUUACCUGUAAAAACUGAAAAGAAGUCUAAGAGGAGAUCCCAGGAGAAAAGUGAAUGCCAUACUGCCUGUUCCUGCCAGUCACCCCACCACUACAAGUGGAACCGAGUGACCUCUCGUAGUCAAGAGGACCUGCUGCCUCACUGCCAAAGUUUCAGCAACAUCAACCGGCCAAAACGGCAGUCCUCCAAACCAGACCAAGCUCAAGGCCAAGUCAAGUCUGGAAGUCAAUCAAACCUCAGUGUUCAUAGAUCACAGCAUUCUGAGAGGUCAAGAGAGAUAUCAUCUCCUCAGACUCUACCACCAUCUUUGCCAGCCCCAAUGGUCCCAGCUCUUCCUGCACCUCCAUCAUCCUCCCACCCAGUUCACGUUCCUCUACCUACCUCCUCCUCCUCUGUUUCAUCGCCAUCAGCCAUUUCCUCAACAACUGGUGCCCUGCAGCCCUCCUCGAUAUCCUCCUCCAGUGCCAAGCUCCAGUACCAGAGACUGUGUUCAGUGCCCCAGCCACAAAGGUACCAAUCACCACAUCUUCCGUUCAAAACCAAGAGUUUGUGCUCACGUCGGGACUCUGCCCACUUCUCCAGUGUGGAGAGUGAGGUCUGAGGCAUAGAGUCAAAAAAGAGACAUCAGCAAACAGUCUGAGCCAAUUUGUUUUUUGUUGGUUUUAUAACGGUGAGAUGGGUCCCUUUAUUUCUUGCACAAGUCUUUGCUGUGCUAUUGAAAGAAAGGUGGAUCUAGGUAUAUCACAUGUGGCGUUUCUUUUUAUACUGCAUAAGAAUGGUACUACCUUUCUGAGAAACCUCUCUCUGUUCAAGAGGAUUUAUCUAAAUGUGAUUGGCUGUGCUUUUCUCAGUUUUAUGGGGCACUUGGGUAGAAUGGUUGAAUAUUCUGAACGGAAUGUGGUGUUUGACCGUUGUGGUGCUUGUGGACUCAGGUGUGACCCUUGGAUCUCAAGGGGAGAUUCAGAGGCAGAAUCCUUUUAAUAACCCCCCACAGUGUUAUUCUCACCCUUUGUUUAUGCUUUGAAUUAUGGCAUUGUCCUUGCAUUUGUAUUUCAAGAGAUGCAUUCAUUACAAAAAAGGUAGCAGCUUUGUGUCCCUCUUUGGUCUCCCCCUACCUCUGCAGACUCGUUUUAGCAUUCUGGUUCACCUUGUAAACAUUUUUAUUUUCUUAACAGGGUAAGACAACUUCUACUGAUCAGUGUAUGACUCCUUGAAACCCACUGAAAAAACUCGAGUUGAGCUACUGCACAGUCAUAUUUAGAUCUUAUUUGUUUCCCUUAAGCAAUACAUAAUUCUCAUCGAUAUAUGUGUCUACUUUGUGGUUAAGACUUUGAGAAACAUAAGCACUGUGCAAUAUUAUAGUGAGGGCACACACAGCAUUUCAACUACCUAUAAAGCGGCAGCCCAUCCCCUCACAACUGAAUGUACAUGUUGCCAUGACAACACAGUGUGCUGCAACCAAGUAACUAAGGUCGUAGCUUCUUCUUUUUUUCUUUUUUUCUUCAAGGUAAUAAUCCAAUUUAAGUGUUUUGGGUUAACUUGUUUUAAGUGCAAAAACAAAUAGCUAGCCAUAUGGAGCGCUGUACCAUCAACCACAUUAUAUGUUAGAUUUAGAACUUGCCAUUAUUCAGAUCGCGAAAAAGCAAGAGAGCACUGUUUACAGUUAAGCACUGUGUUUUUACAUGUUUUUUCUAACUGCUCUGCUUUGUCACUUUACUAGCUGUUGUGAUCCAUACUUAAGUAGGUCAUGCAGAUUACAGCAAAUGUGAAUAAUAACAACCAGACACCAGAAAUUUUUCGGGCACUUUAAAAAGAAAAAGUAAAAAAAAAAAAAUCUAAUAUUCAUGGAAGAUCUGGAAAAAUGUUUCAUUUAUAUUUUGCUUUUAGCUUUGUGAUUGUUAUAAUUGACCAUUAAUACUGAUAAGGGCAUCUGCACGUUGGUACCAGGACUGAGUCAAAUAUGAACUCAAAUAUAUGUUUGUAGCAAUUCCAGAACUUUUCCAUAAUCAUAAAGUUCUACAAUUCCACUUUUUUUAUUUGACUUUUCCCCCAGUUCAAGUAUUUUAAAAAGCAUUCUUUUACAUGUAACCCCCCGCCUUGAAAAAAAAAAAAAUACUAAUAAUUUUUACGCAUAAUUGACUCAGUCCUAAUCACAGACCAACGGGGUUAUUUAGCUUUUUUUUUGUGUGCUUGUGACUGCAUCUGAGCCAUACUAAGCUUAUCUAUUGUAUGCCGAGCUUUUAAAAAAAAGUACUAAUUGGAUUACAAUGUUGACGAGCUGAACAAUGUCAAGAUACUGUGCGCUAAACCUUCAAUGACUGUGAUGUACAGAUCAAGAGCACAGUAAAAUGUAUUUUAAAUCCUCAAAAGCCAGAAUCAGUGACCCAUUACUUGAAUGUCACACAUUUUCUCGACAACUCAUAUGCAUUGUUUAUCUUGACACUAAACUUGGACACCUGUCAGCUUAUAUGUACAUCAUUUGAUUCCGAUUUUGACUGUUGUGCAAUACUUGUCUAGAUUUCUUUAUAUAUAGAUGUACCUCAUAUAUAUGUGUUUGUGAAGUUUAGAUAGCAAUAGAGAAAUAUGUGUUCAGCAUAACAGUCUAGCUGAAAACAAAAAUAUAAGUUUCACUCAUGUAUUUGACCAGAUUAAAUGAUAAAGAUGUGCUCUAU